GUAUGGAUUCAACAGCCACGGCCAUGCUGCAGUGGAGCGCAGGCUGCGGGCCCGGCAGGAGACACAGCUGAGGUUCACUGAAGCGGGGAUGCCCCUUGGAGUCAACCUGGGCAAAAACAAGAGCUCUACUGAUGCAUCAGCUGACUACAUGGCUGGGGUACAGACACUGGGCCCCUUGGCUGACUACCUCGUUGUGAAUGUGUCCAGCCCAAACACCCCAGGGCUGCGAGACCUGCAAGGCAAGGCUGAGCUGCAGGACCUGCUGACCAAGGUGCUGGCAGAGAGGGACGUGCUGCCCUGUGAGCACAAGCCAGCUGUGCUGGUGAAGAUUGCCCCUGACCUCAGCAUGCAGGACAAGCAGGACAUCGCUAGUGUUGUCUGCGAGCUAGGUGUGGACGGGCUGAUCAUCAGCAACACCACCGUGAGCCGCCCCAGCAGCCUCCGGAGUGGGCGUCGCAUGGAGCCGGGCGGCCUCAGUGGGAAGCCCCUGCGGGAGCUCUCCACACAGACCGUCAGGGAGAUGUAUACCCUCACGCAAGGGCGGGUGCCCAUCAUCGGGGUGGGUGGGGUGAGCAGCGGGCGCGAUGCCCUGGAGAAGAUCCGUGCCGGAGCCUCGCUCGUGCAGAUGUACACGGCGCUCGUGUACCAUGGGCCGCUGGUGGUGGGGACAGUGAAGCGGGAACUGGAGGAGCUGUUAAGGGAGCAGGGAUUCAAGAAUGUCUCGGAGGCCGUAGGAGCAGAUCACCGGUGCUGA
Merops nubicus (carmine bee-eater) is the source of this 754-nucleotide messenger RNA. RefSeq names its product dihydroorotate dehydrogenase (quinone) (gene DHODH). The annotation marks the transcript as partial. Gene Ontology annotation, cellular component: cytoplasm; mitochondrial inner membrane. The record is from RefSeq and is a predicted model, not a curated record. Lineage: Eukaryota; Metazoa; Chordata; Aves; Coraciiformes; Meropidae. The transcript has 6 exons. Gene Ontology annotation, biological process: 'de novo' pyrimidine nucleobase biosynthetic process; pyrimidine ribonucleotide biosynthetic process. Gene Ontology annotation, molecular function: dihydroorotate dehydrogenase activity.